CCUGCAGGACCUUAUAGUCGGCAGACAUGGAGCACAAAACUCAACUAACGCUGGCUUUUCUUCUUGCUCAGGUGUUGCUACAAACAUUCACAGUUAGUUCUGACUGCACACCUGGAUUCCAGCAGAAGAAAUAUCAAGUCUUACAGCCCUCAGAAUAUAAAAAGGACCAGUUCAUUUUGAAAGUGCUCUUUGAUGACUGCAGUGGGAAUGAAGGGCUGGUGUUUUCAAUUUCUAAUCCAGACUUGCGGGUUGAAGCAGAUGGUUCUGUAUUUGCUGUAAAAGAUAUGGAGCCUACUAUACCUGGAUUCUACAUCCAAGCAACAUCUGUUCAUGUGCAAGACUUGGCCAAAGUUCAGAUUCUAAGAGAAGAAGAUACUCAGAGUGGUACUUUGAAGGAUGCUGUGAAGAUUGGAAACAGCACUAUUCUUCACAGAAGUAAACGAUCUUUAAUAGCUCCUCCCAUCUCAUUCCCUGAAAAUCAAAGAGGACCGUUCCCCAAAGCUAUUGGAUGGGUAAUAACCGACAAGAAAGAUAAUGUCAAGUUUCAACUUCACGGGAAGGGUGUGGAUGAAGAACCAAAGGGCAUUUUCAAAAUCAAUGAUCAGUCUGGACAAAUCAUUGUCACCCGGACAUUGGAUCGUGAGACUAUGGAUAUGUAUAUUCUGCAAGUCGAAAUUACUGAUCCCAGUGGAAAACUUCUUGAGGGACCAGCCACCCUGUAUAUCACUAUUAUCGAUCAGAAUGAUAACAAACCCCUCUUCAGGGAAGGACCGUACGUUGGCCAUGUUCUGGAAGCAUCCCCCACUGGAACUACUGUGAUGCGAAUGACAGCUCAUGAUGCAGAUGACCCCAGUACAAACAAUGCAGUUCUGCGCUACAGUAUCAUAAAACAAACACCAGAGACACCAUCUCCAAACAUGUUCUACAUCGAUCCCGAGAAAGGAGAUAUUGUCACAGUUGUGCCUCCAUCAAUGUUAGACCGAGAGACCCUGGAAGUACUGAAAUACGAGUUGAUUGUUGAAGCUAAAGACAUGGCGGGCAGUGAUGUGGGAUUGACAGGCACAGCGACAGCAACCAUCAUCAUCGAUGACAAGAAUGACCAUGCACCUGUGUUCACCAAAUCUAUGUUUCAAGCUACAGUGAAGGAAGGAUUUACUGGCAUCAUAGUAAAUCUUACAGUGGAGGACAAUGACGACCCAGCUACUGGAGCGUGGAGAGCUGUCUACACCAUCAUCAAUGGAAAUCCUGACCAGAAUUUCAAGAUUGAAACUAACCCAAAGACUAAUGAGGGAAUGUUAUCUGUUGAUAAAUCUUUGGAUUAUGAAAGAUCUGCAUUUCAUACGCUGCUAAUUAAAGUGGAGAAUGAAGACCCAAUCAUGCCAGAAAUAAGAUAUGGUCCCAGUUCUACCACCACAGUACAAGUCACAGUUGUUGAUGCCAAUGAACCACCUAUUUUCAAUCCAGAUCCAACAAAUGUAGUCAAACUGGAGAACAUCCCAAUAGGCAGUGUUGUUGUGACAUUGAAUGCAACUGAUCAAGAUAUUCUACAGAAGCAGACAAUUAAGUUUGCACAGUUUCAGGAUCCUGCUGGCUGGCUGACCAUCAAUCCUAACAAUGGUACUGUUACAACCAAAGCAGCCCUGGAUCGGGAAUCUCCCUUUGCACAUGACGGUCAAUACACAGCCUUAUUUCUUGCUACUGACAAUGGUGACCCGGUAGCUACUGGCACUGGUACCUUGAUUAUCAGCAUGCUGGAUGUGAAUGACAACCCACCCUCUGUUUAUCCAACUGUAGCAAAGUUCUGUGAGGAUUCAAAGGAUCUCAGUGUGGCUAUUCUGGGAGCAACAGACAAAGAUCUUGAACCAAACGCUGAUCCAUUCAAAUUUCAGUUGGGCAAGCAACCUGGAGUUGAAAAAACCUGGAAGGUCACCCCGGUCAACAGCACUCAUGCUCGACUCAGCCUCCUGCAUUCACUGAAAAGAUCCAACUACAAUUUGCCAAUUGUAGUGACAGACAGUGGGAAGCCCCCAUUGACCAACAGCACAGAUGUUUUAGUCCAAGUCUGCUCUUGCAAGAAGAACAAAAUGGACUGCAGCACAGCCAACUCUCUCCACAUCAGUAUCACACUCCUCUUGAUUUCUAUCAUCACAUUGUUCUGCCUGUAACAAGCACUGCUGUUUGAUGCUGCCCACGGAGUUGCUGUGGCAACAAGAGGGGAAAAAAAAGCCAAAUCCGAAGAUUUUACAGGAUUUACAGUUGUUCAAGUUCUAGACCUCCUUGCUCCAAGCACGCUUUAAUUUGUACCUUCACUAGUCUAUCAAACUGUGCUAUGGUCAAUGACAGCCUCUGACCUUACUAGCUUCCACUAAUGGGUUCCACCUCGAUAAGCAAGUGUUGCAUUGCUUUUCCUUGAAGUUAGACUGAACAUCCAUUCAGAGGACGUGAAGAUAGAGUACACAAUUAACCCAAUAUUCUGCUCUACAAUAUUUUAAUUGUAAUGGCAAUGAAAAGAAGGCUAUUUUGACAAAUCAAAACAUUUUUUACAGGAGACACUAUUUGGAAGCUAAGUAAGACAUGCUGUUGGUUCUUGUAAGGCAAAUUGUUCUCUGUGUGUCAAGGAAGUUUUAAGACAAAUUGUUCUUUGUGUCAAGGAAGUUAAACAUAGAUUGUGCGUAAGUGGUAAAUAUUGCUGUA
This is a messenger RNA of Hypanus sabinus (Atlantic stingray), 2694 nucleotides long. It is a transcript of the gene cdh13, whose product is annotated as cadherin 13, H-cadherin (heart). The transcript is spliced from 14 exons. NCBI's taxonomy places the organism in Eukaryota, Metazoa, Chordata, Chondrichthyes, Myliobatiformes, Dasyatidae. The record is from RefSeq and is a predicted model, not a curated record. The coding region runs from base 27 to 2165 and encodes 712 amino acids. Gene Ontology annotation, biological process: multicellular organism development; sprouting angiogenesis; calcium-dependent cell-cell adhesion. Gene Ontology annotation, molecular function: cadherin binding; calcium ion binding. Gene Ontology annotation, cellular component: adherens junction; catenin complex; plasma membrane.